This is a messenger RNA of Olea europaea var. sylvestris, 1644 nucleotides long. Its product is annotated as ATP sulfurylase 2. The transcript has 5 exons. The record is from RefSeq and is a predicted model, not a curated record. The coding region runs from base 56 to 1498 and encodes 480 amino acids. Gene Ontology annotation, molecular function: sulfate adenylyltransferase (ATP) activity; adenylylsulfate kinase activity. Gene Ontology annotation, biological process: sulfate assimilation. NCBI's taxonomy places the organism in Eukaryota, Viridiplantae, Streptophyta, Magnoliopsida, Lamiales, Oleaceae.
UUCUAUCAUUCAAGAACUAAAAAAGUAGCCAUUUUAAACGAUUAUUAGACCAAAAAUGUCCCUAACAAUUAGACUACAUAUCACUAAUACUGCACAGUUACAUUCCACAAUCAAGAAAUGCCAUUACAGCACCAAAUUUAAGACCAAACCCAUAUACCAUUCCAAUCCGUUUGCCCCAUUUUUGCUCAUCCAUAAAGAGAUGGCUUCUUUAUCAUCUCCUUCUAAUAAGGGUUCUUUGGUAGUGAAAAGUUCUUUGAUUGAGCCAGAUGGGGGUCAAUUGGUGGAUCUUGUGGUGCCAGAGAUCCAAAGAGCAGCCAAAAUUUCAGAUGCUGAAACAAUGCCGAAGGUGAGGCUUACAAAGAUUGAUCUUGAGUGGGUUCAUGUUAUAAGUGAGGGUUGGGCUAGCCCACUAAAAGGGUUCAUGAGAGAAGAUGAGUAUUUACAGAGUUUGCAUUUUAAUUGUUUGAGAAUGAAAGAUGGGAGUGUUGUGAAUAUGUCCCUUCCUAUUGUGUUGGCCAUUGAUGAUGAGGUUAAGGAAAGAAUUGGAGUCUCUAAUAAUGUUGCAUUGAUUGGUCCUAAUGAUGAUUUGGUUGGCAUUCUUAGAAGCAUUGAAAUAUACAAGCAUAACAAAGAAGAGAGAAUUGCUAGAACAUGGGGAACCACAGCUCCCGGAUUACCUUAUGUUGAGGAGGUAAUUACGCCUGCUGGAAAUUGGCUCAUUGGUGGAGAUUUGGAAGUUUUACAGCCUAUCAAAUAUAAUGACGGCCUCGACCACUACAGACUUUCUCCGCAACAACUCCGUAAAGAAUUUGAUAAACGCCAAGCAGAUGCGGUUUUUGCUUUUCAGCUAAGGAAUCCUGUUCAUAAUGGUCAUGCUUUAUUAAUGAAUGAUACUCGCAGGAGACUUCUUGAAAGUGGGUACAAGAAUCCAAUUCUUUUGCUUCAUCCUUUAGGAGGUUUCGUAAAGGCUGAUGACGUGCCACUUGAUGUUCGUAUGGAACAACAUAGCAAGGUACUAGAAGAUGGGGUUCUCGAUCCCGAGACUACAAUUGUAGCUAUUUUUCCCUCACCAAUGCUUUAUGCUGGACCAACUGAAGUACAAUGGCAUGCAAAGGCACGGAUAAAUGCAGGUGCUAAUUUCUACAUUGUAGGCCGUGAUCCUGCUGGAAUGGGCCACCCAACAGAAAAGAGGGAUUUGUAUGAUCCGGAUCAUGGGAAGAAGGUGCUAAGCAUGGCUCCAGGUCUGGAGAAAUUAAACAUCUUGCCAUUCAGGGUAGCUGCAUAUGAUACUGUAGAAAAGAAGAUGGCAUUUUUUGACCCUUCACGCGCUAAAGAUUUUCUCUUUAUAUCGGGAACCAAGAUGCGAACUUAUGCGAGAAACGGUGAAAACCCUCCUGAUGGUUUUAUGUGUCCUGGAGGAUGGCAAGUAUUGGUGAAAUACUAUGAGAGCUUACAGGCUGAGGAUUCGCCACAGAAGCAAACUGUUCUAUCUGCUUAGAUAGGACGAUUUUUGAAUUAGGAUUGUUUCUGUAAUUUCAAAGUUUUGCACAUGGUUAUUCAUGAAUUAAGGUUUAAUUUAGCAGAUAGAAAUCCUUCGUGUUCUUGGCAAAAUUUCUUAAUAUAAAAAUCUAGGAUUAAACACAA